Penicillium mononematosum is the source of this 738-nucleotide messenger RNA. RefSeq lists its product as uncharacterized. NCBI's taxonomy places the organism in Eukaryota, Fungi, Ascomycota, Eurotiomycetes, Eurotiales, Aspergillaceae. The record is from RefSeq and is a predicted model, not a curated record. Gene Ontology annotation, molecular function: RNA polymerase II cis-regulatory region sequence-specific DNA binding; DNA-binding transcription factor activity, RNA polymerase II-specific. Gene Ontology annotation, cellular component: nucleus. The coding region runs from base 1 to 738 and encodes 245 amino acids. The transcript has 2 exons. Gene Ontology annotation, biological process: regulation of transcription by RNA polymerase II.
AUGAUGGCGUGGUCAACACGCAACUCGAUUAUCCCGGAGUCCUCGUUUCCAUGGUCUGAUGGCGAGUUGGAGAAUUGGAGAACCGAGUAUCUCAAACAGCCCGAGACUCUUUUCAUGUCCCCGUCGCCUGAUCCAUCGACCACCAUGAGGACGCCCACCGCUCGGCCUCCUUCAUACAACUAUCAGCAACAGUUUCCCUCCAACCAGCUUCCCUCCGCACAGUUCCCUUCUACGCCGGUUGCCCUUGGGACAAUGCUAUCUCCUAUUCCUUCGCCGUCGUACCUAGACCCAAGCACCAUUAAGCGGUCCAUCAGCAACCACAGCCCAAGAUCCGUUCCAACCCAGGCAACUGCCACCGUACUUUCCCCAGCAAGCCUCUACGACGUCAGAUGCCCAAGUCCAUGGGAUGAUCUACCAGUCUCAACGCCUAUAAUAAAAGAGACGCUUCAGUCAGAAUCGGUUGAGGCAAAGACGGAGCCUAGCCAGACGAAAAUGCCGUGUCUUUCUCGUGGCCGUACAACCAAAAGAAAGGAGACCGAGAAUUACGGAAAUUUCAAAUGCGAAUGGAAGGGCUGUCAAUAUGAUCGCCUCUUCUCGCGCAAAGGAGUGCUCAAGCGGCACAUCCAGACUCAGCAUCUCAAUCCUCGGGCUUUCAAGUGUCCCUGGUGUAAGCAUGCUUCGAGUCGACGGGAGAACUUGAAAGCGCAUAGACAAUCGAUUCACAAGGAAAUGUUGUAA